AUGUCAUUUAAACACUAUCAAGUCCCAGGUGGUCCGUACCGCAAAAUGACCUUCGAUCCUCGUUUCAACAAUCGUUACGACAAUCUUUAUGCUAAUAGAGGCUUGGAAGAUGAUUAUCGUGAAGGAUACCUCUACACAGAUAAUGACAUUGAUUCAUACGCCAACAAUUUCUCCUCUAACAUGGGUAACUUGGCCCAUUCAAAUUACAUGAGUCCUAGAGCCUACCGUGCCCAACUACGCGCUGGCCAGGAGUUCAGCCCCGAAUCCAACUUCCAAAACCCGUUAUAUUUGCCUCCUUGGAUGCGUACCCCAUUGCAUCAUCCUUUUGAAGGCUCCAAUGGUGAGUUGAUUUCCCCAGAAGUGUCUUAUCAUGAACGUAAAAACUUGAUGCGUAAUUUCAGAUCGUUUGACGAAGAUGGCAAUGGAAGAAUCACCCCAAGAGAACUUCGUGAUAAACUCCUCAACUCCGACGGUACCCCAUUUGAACCUAGCACCAUCCGUUUGCUCUUUGAAUUAUUCGAUGCCGAUGGCUCCAAUUCCAUCGAACUUCCGGAAUUCUACGGUCUUAUGAAAUCAUUGCAAUUCUGGAACCAGAAAUUCAAAGAGGCUGACGUUGAUGCAUCAGGAACCAUUAACUUCACCGAAUAUUUGAGACUUUUGCGUUAUUUUGGUUACACUUUCAAUACCCAAACUUGCGCGUACAUCUUCAAGAAAUUUGCCCGUUUUGACCGUCUUCAUAGAAGAACUAGAACCAAAUUGGUGCUUAAAUUCGACAGAUUUUUCGAAUGUUUCAUGUACUUGACCUUCCUCUACAACAAGUACAGUUAUGAUGGUCAAGGUAUGGAUAUUGAUUAUUAUUUGGCUUCUAGUUUUGAUAACAUUCAUGGAGGAAUGAUUGGUGCUGGAAUGGGUUCUGGAAUGGGUGCCGGAAUGGGUCCUGGAAUGGGUUCUGGAAUGGGUUCUGGGAUGGGUCCUGGGAUGCAAGAAGGUAUUAUAGCUCCUGGUCCUAUGGCUCCUGGUCCUAUGGCUCCUGGUCCUGGAUUCUAG
This is a messenger RNA of Saccharomycopsis crataegensis, 1047 nucleotides long. RefSeq lists its product as uncharacterized. The transcript has 2 exons. The coding region runs from base 1 to 1047 and encodes 348 amino acids. NCBI's taxonomy places the organism in Eukaryota, Fungi, Ascomycota, Saccharomycetes, Ascoideales, Saccharomycopsidaceae. Gene Ontology annotation, molecular function: calcium ion binding. The record is from RefSeq and is a predicted model, not a curated record.